Molecule: messenger RNA, 2128 nt
Organism: Dromaius novaehollandiae (emu)
Lineage: Eukaryota; Metazoa; Chordata; Aves; Casuariiformes; Dromaiidae
Gene: BHLHA15
Product: basic helix-loop-helix family member a15
Exons: 3
Coding region: 639-1172 (177 amino acids)
Biological process (GO): positive regulation of transcription by RNA polymerase II; sensory organ development; axon development
Cellular component (GO): nucleus
Molecular function (GO): DNA-binding transcription factor activity, RNA polymerase II-specific; protein dimerization activity; E-box binding
Source: RefSeq, a predicted model, not a curated record
CCUGCCGGCGGCGCCGCCUCAGGGCCGCCGCCGCCUUCCCGCCUCGGGGCCGCCGCCGCCUCAGGCAGCGCGGGACGCGCGGCGGCGACCUGCCCGCGCCGGCCGGUCUCGUGCCCGGUCUCUCCCCUCAGGGCGGGGUGGGGGCGCCCUGGCGGCUUCCCCCUGCGGCUCCAGGCCGCCCCACGGGCCGCCCCCGCAGCCCCUGCCCGGGCUCCGGGCACCUUCUCCUCAGCGCUGAAUCCGGGUAGUUAGGAACGGCGAGGACGGCCUGCACGGGCAGUGAGCUGAGUCGUCGUGAGAGCAGAGUGGCUGAAGAUGCCCUGAAGAAACGAGAGCAGAAGCGGUGAUUCCCCGAGACCUGCUCACCGCCUGCAGCUGACGGAUGACGUCCGGUGCUGGGACUGCUGAGCACCUGUGGCCGGGGUCACCUUGACUAACAGCAUUCGCAGCUCCUGAAAUGAACACUGCUGAAUUAAAACAGCUGAUGAUGCUUUUCCAGUACUGAGCAAGUAAACAAACAUCUCAAACUUGUAUCCAAGCAUUUGUUUAGCAUGGAACUGUGCAACCUUUAAAGAUUCUGGUGUCUUAGUACCAGAAGAUUCAUUUAAGGGUGAUCAAGCUGGAAUGUCAGUGGAAACAUGAAGAAUAAAACCAAAGGAAAGAAGCAAAGGCUUACUGUUGAUAAAGAAGCGUUUUCUGAGGAGUCAACAGUGAGAAAAAAAGAACUGGUGAAACGCUUGCGACACAAAGAAAGGCGGAGCGGGGGGAGCAAGGAGAGCAGCAAGAGUACUGCAGCCAGAGCCAGGCAUGCUUGGAGCAAUAAAGACAGGCAGUUGAGGAGACUGGAAAGCAAUGAACGUGAGAGGCAGAGAAUGCACAAGCUCAACAACGCUUUCCAGGCCUUGCGGGAGGUGAUCCCCCAUGUGAGAGCUGAGAAUAAGCUUUCCAAAAUAGAGACUCUAACAUUGGCCAAAAAUUACAUUAAAUCUUUGACCUCCAUUAUACUCAAUAUGUCCAAUGGACAUUUUCCAGCUGCAGAAGGGAUGGGGGGGACCAGUGGAUCCAAACUGCAGCAGCAUUACCAACAGGAGCAUGGGGAUGGUGAACAUGAGGAACAUCUGAAAAAACAUUCCACGCAGAUUCAUAGCUUCAGGCAAAGCAGCUAUAGUUAGCUGCUGCCUUCAGUCUCUUUCCUUCCUGCCUGAUGGCACAUGUCAGUACCUAGAGUUUUUAAGAGAUUGUUUUUGCCUCUCCAUAUUGUUCUUUUUUCCUUAAAAAGACAAACGGGUGGUACUUGUGGUUAUAGCUCAUAUUGCACAUAAAAAUUAUGUAGGGAUAUUUUUCUGUGGCGCCUCAGGGUUUGGGAAUUUAUCCUGUGAUACUAUAGUUGAAUUGCAGAAAGUAAAGAUUUAGUAACUUCUGUAAAUUACCCUCCCUAGAAGCAUUGUGAGUUGUGUUUAAGCCCUGUGUCACCGGAGUUCACUUGUACUUGGCUGUAAUGUUGUUUGCCAGCCAUUUAAUGAAUUGAUUCUUCCUUAACUAUCUUGCUACUGAGGAGGAUUAAAAAUCAUGACGAACCUGUUGAGUGAAGUGGUAUACGUGUGAACCAGCCACUAAAUCUGAAUGUUUAUCUUGAGUUUUUGGAUCUAUUCCAAAGCUCACUGAAAUCAGUGGAAGACUCCCUUUUACUUUCACGGGGUCCCAAACACAGGGGUGUAUUACUGAACUUAAAACGUGCAGUAUAAUUUUGAAUGUUGCAGAGCAUGAUAAACACUUGAAAGUACUUGUUAAUGUAAGCAUUUACAAAACUGUCUUAGACUGUAAGCUCUCUAGAGUAAGGACAUUUUUCUGUCUGUAUCUAAAGCAUCCAGCCUCAUGGAGUUCGUCUUUAGUGGGUCGUUGGGUGCUGUGGUAAUACACAUAUUAAAUAAUGGGCAAGUUACUUAUGAUCUUCACAAAAAUGGUGAUAAAAAGACUUUAGUACAGUCACAAGUUAGACAAUGAUCUAUCAAUUACAAAUUAUGUGCUAAUAAAGCUUGCAGCAUACUCUGGAUUUUUUCUGGGCUAGUGCUAGAUUCUGAUAUUAUGAAAUACAAUAAAUGAAGGAGGAGCUCUUCAAACAGGACAA